CAGAGACUUAACCUACAAAUAUCAGAUAGUUUGAUAGCUGCCGACACUUGUUAAUGCGUUAACAAGAUAAAAUAGUUCACUCUCUUAUGAGAGUAAAAAAUUGCUAUAUAUAGUCGUUGACUUUCUGGAGAAAAAUAUCAUACAUGAAUCUCGCCAUCCUUCUGACUCCGUUGCAGUUACAAUUUUAUAAGGAUUGUAAACCAUUUGUCCAAGGACCAAAGUUUGUUCAGCUUUAUGCGAAGUGUAUUUAAAGAUCUAAGGUAUUACAACAGUCUGACAGAUUAUAGAUUUAAAACGUCGAGGAUUAAGUAAGCGAGACUUGUUGAAGAAAAAGAUUGACAAAAGAUGGCAGAAAGUACUAAUAAUCCCUAUGACAUCAAUGGGCAACAUUUCAAUUCUGACAUGUAUUUUCAAAAGUUGUUAAAGGAGUGCACGCUAAAGCAAAUUAUGGAUCGCGAAGCAGAAAUAAUAAAAAACACUCAAGCUUUACAUUCCGACAUGCAGACUUUGGUAUACGAAAAUUAUAAUAAGUUUAUAUCUGCUACCGAUACUAUACGCAAGAUGAAGACAGAUUUCAAGGAGAUGGAGGAUAGUAUGGAUCUUUUAGCCAAGAAUAUGGAAAGCAUCACUUCUUUUUCGGAGCAGAUCUCUUCAACUUUACACGGAACAAGACAGCAAAUUGCUAAACUGUCCUCUGUACACACUCUGUUGAAAAAAUUGCAGUUUCUUUUUAAACUGCCUGGCAAUCUUAAGGACAAAAUAAAUGAAGAAAAAUAUGCAGAAGCAGUUCAAGAUUACGUUCAUGCACAAAGAGUUUUAAAUCAAUACAGUAACAUGCCAUCCUUCCAAGGCAUCCAAAAAGAUUGCGAGGACAUUCUGGAAGAACUAAAAUCUAAACUUAGAUUACAAUUUCAUAAGAGAGACGUUUCCACUAAGGCUUUAGCCGAAAAUAUAGACCUUUUACUGCAGUUAAAAGAACCAGCUGAUUCAUUAUGCAUUGAAUUCCUGAUACAUGCCGAAGGAAGAUUAACAGAACAAUUAGAUAUUUUGAAAGAUAUGUGCGAAAAUGAUAUUAUAGAGUUCGUAGACAUGGCUUCUUCGGGAUUUCUUAAUAAUUUAUGCUUGAUUGUAACUUCCUAUAAGGAUAUAUUCAUAAAUCGACCAUUGGAAGACAACGAUUUAGUUGAUGACUUUGAAAUAAGAGCUGUGGAUCACUUGAAUAAGUUUAUUGUGAGCAAUAUGAAAAAAUAUUUUGAUUUGAUGGGCAAAAGAGUUGAGGAUGUAGCUGAUACAGCGAUUUUAGUAAGAGCUCUUGACAAAUUUCAUCGUAAACUGCAAGAAAUGAAUAUGUUGUCCAAGGAAACAGACUUUGCCAGAAUUGGAACUGAUCUUGUUGUAAAUGCUGGCCGAAAACAAUGUCGCAACCAUUUGCAUAGUUUGAAACAACACUUGAGUGAGAUUUUAGCGAAAGUAAGGCAGACUUUAGCUGCUAAAGUCCCACAAGAUAGCGAUGAGGGUUUAGCGGAACUUCAGGCUAUGCUCAUUAUGCCCACUAUAGAAAAAGUUAAAGGAGUCCUACAAGAUUUAUCGGUAUUUUUACAGCUAGAUUUGCCAAAUAGUAUAAAAACACAAUUUUUGCAAAGUUUCUGUGUGGAUGAAGUGAGAGAAGGAUUAGUAAUCGGUUUUCUACAUCAUCUCACAGCUACAGUAGCUGGAUUUUGCAAUGGAUCCGACGUGUCAAAAUUUCCGCCUACUUUAUUACUUCUGCUCAGUAAAAUGUGCAUCGAGUAUAAGGAGAGCAACGUCCGUCAUCUGCUCACGAAAUUUGACGAUCUUUUUAAUAUCGAUCAAUAUGUGUCUUCGGAAAAUAUCAUAACUCCCGAGUCAGAAAUAUGCGAUCGUUUUCAAGAGGCUGCUCAGAAUUUGUUGAAUCAUUAUGUGCGAAUUCAGGGAUUAGCAGUAUCACAAAUGCUGAGGAAAUCUGUAGAGACCAGAGAUUGGUUGCACACAAUUGAACCUAGAACCGUGAGAGCUGUUAUGAAGAGGGUUGUUGAAGAUGUAACUGCCAUUGAUGCGCAAGUUGCCGCUUUAUAUAACAACAAUGAUGGUCAGGUUGAUAGAAGUAGCGAUAGUAGUAGGAAGACUCAUAGUGUUAGCAUAUCUAGGCAACACUAUAGAUCAAAUUGGUCAUCCUACACACCUAGCCAUAUCGAUUCCUCUCUAGUGACGAAUAUUCACAAACUAUUUUCCGAACGAAUCGAAAUAUUCUCAUCUGUGCAAUUCAACAAGGCAUCUAUUCUAACAGGAAUUAUCAAAAUAAGCUUAAAGACUUUCCUCGAGGGUGUAAGAUUACGAACAUUCAGCAAGUACGGUUUACAACAAAUCCAAGUAGACACUCAUUAUUUGCAAACUUAUUUGUGGCCAUUUGUGUCAGAUGAAAAUGUGGUUCACUUUUUGCUGGACGAGAUUUUAGGUAGCGCAGUACAUAGAUGUUUGGACCCUGUUUUGAUGGAGCCCAGCGUGGUGGACAUUAUUUGCGAAAGAGGUUAAAUUAUGAGCAAUUACAAAUUAUCUUGUACAAUUGCAUAUAGAAGUAUGUCAUAGAUGGUAAAAUACGUGUAAUAUAAUUUAUAAAAUAUCAUGAAAUAAUAAUUAUAGUAAUUACGAUAUUUAAAUAAAUAUCAUGUAAUAUA
This is a messenger RNA of Temnothorax curvispinosus, 2693 nucleotides long. It is a transcript of the gene Vps51, whose product is annotated as vacuolar protein sorting-associated protein 51 homolog. The transcript has 12 exons. Gene Ontology annotation, biological process: Golgi organization; retrograde transport, endosome to Golgi; endocytic recycling. Bases 346 to 2550 code for a protein of 734 amino acids. The record is from RefSeq and is a predicted model, not a curated record. Lineage: Eukaryota; Metazoa; Arthropoda; Insecta; Hymenoptera; Formicidae. Gene Ontology annotation, cellular component: GARP complex; membrane; EARP complex.